AGUACCCGCGCGGCGUUGGUAUCGUUCUCUGCUCUUUCUCUCUCUCUACUUGCCGUCGGUGCGCGCGAUUCGUGCGAGCGCGUUUUGUCGGUGUUCGCGGAGAUACCAGGACUGCAGGUACGACGAGGAGCGCCUCGCUAUACCUCGUUUGUGGGCAGAGUAUAAUGGAGCUGGCAUGUGUGGGAGUAGGCUGCUACGACGACACACAGCUGAUUUUGAUGUCGCCGCGCGCGAGUAGCCCCUACUUUUGCGCUGGGUGCGCAUGGUAAAAGUUGACGAAACGCGCAUGACGAUGCGUGACAACGUCAGGUUAACGGUGGGCGGGAAAUUUGAAAAUGGUUUUGCGAUGCUUUGGGUUCGUCUCGCUCGCACCUGCGACUACCUCAAUUAUAGUGUAAUAACACAUCCAUGGCAACGAUCAAACACGUCGAGCGGCUGUAGCCUGCGUCCGACGCAGUUCCCGAUGAGGUUCAAAAGCGUCGGUGAAGAUGCUGCAGUCGUACGAACCGAAGAAGCACACAGUUGUGACAAAAGAGUUACUGCUGACUUUGGCGAAUGAGCAGCAGUCGCGCAGACGUCGUCGACGGAUAAUCACCGCACUUGACAAGAUCGACGAGAUUCGGCUUGAGUAUCUGAACAUUCUAAAGAUAGACUGUCUGUGGCCACUGACGAAUCUCGUCAAGUUGAAGCUCAACAACAACGCGAUCGAAAAAAUCGAAAACCUAGAAUGCCUUAAGAACCUCUGCGAGCUGGACCUCUCAUUCAACCGCAUCACGACGAUAGAAAAUCUUGAAGCUCUGGAGAAUCUUCACAUUUUAUCGCUCUACGACAAUCAAAUCGACGUUAUCCAGGGACUCGAUCACAUGCACAGUUUAGCUAUCCUUAGUAUCGGCAAAAACUUUAUACACGAUUUGGAACAUGUCCUGUACUUUCGCAAGCUCAAAGGUCUCCGCAGUUUACACGUGGCGGGAAAUCCUUGUACAGAACGCAGCGGCUACGCAAGUUACUUGAUCGCAUUCGUCCCGCAGUUGAUUUAUUACAGUUACAAAAUGAUAACCGAAAAGGAGCGCGAAGAAGCUAAUGAGAAACAUCGUCGAGCGCUUGCAAAUAUCUUGGAAGCCGAGGCGAAGAAACAGAAAGAAGUGGAAGCUGUCAAAGCUGCCGAGGAGAAAAUAGCCCAGUUGUCAGUUUCCUACGUCGAGUACCUGGACGAGGAUUGCCUGUUUCAGCAGAUGUUCUGUAAUGACGAUGAAGGUACAAAGUUGGCGAAAUUAAAUCAAGACACAGAAGCGGCUUUCGAGCAAUACAGGCAGACUUUCUCGGAGAUCUGUCAUCAACUCUACGAGCUCGGUCUCAGAGAGGAAAGCCGUAGACGCGAGGAGAUACAGGCACUGAACAACGUCGUCGAAGACAGACUCACCACAGCGACUAACAAAGCUCGAAAGAUAAUGGACAGCGUGCAAAGUAAAAGAGUCGAAAUAACGGUGCGAGUGACGCAGAUGCUGCGCGAAGCUGCGAUAGUCGCGGACGAUGCAGACUUGGACGACGACGCUAUCGACGAGAUCGACAAGGUAGCCAGGCAGUUAUCGCUCGAGUUUAACCAGUACAUCGACGUUGUCUGGAAGAAGCUCAUGCGAGAGGAAAUCGUCAUUCACGAGCAGAUUGAGGAAAUGAGCCGUAUGUUUGAGACGAACAUCAAUGACAUGGUGACGGCGUUUCUGGAGACGGUCCAGGAGUAUUUUUCGCAGUUACGCAAUCUUGAGACCGAGUACAACGAGAACCUGUCGCCCAUAGUGAUGACUUAUUUGAAUAGCAUCGAGGACGCCGAUAAAAAUCCCUUUUUACUGUCCCUCAUGGAGGAUAAGGACGCACUGACUAACUGUCUGGCCGGUUCACAUUUUUUGCAUUUACAGGUCAUUGAUGAUCGGCAAGAUCGAAUGGUGAAGCGAUUGAGAGACUGGCAGGCAAAAUUUCUGCAGAAUUUGGUUGACGACGAGACAGACAGAAGUAGGAACCGAAUUUUGGAGAUAACGCACUUUCUCGACUACCACCGAGAUAAUGCGACGGUCGCAAAGAUACUGGGUCAGCAGUCACUUCAAAUGGAAGAAAACGAAAGUCACGAGGCGGCUAGCAGCGUCGUUAGUAAAGAGGGGACGGAUCAUCAGUCCGAAGAUGACUGAACGGAAAUUGCUGUUUUGAUGUCAAAUUUUAUAUUUUAACAAAUCGUAAAAAAUAUACAUUUCCUAGCGAUCUAAUACCAUAAAUGCUUGCAUUAUUUAAAAAUUCGUCUGAGCAAUCUUGAAUAUUACUGAGUAUUAAAACUCUGGCUAUCUAUACUCAGAGCAUAUAUAAAUCUUUUACUGAUAUAAAAAUAUGAAAAGCAGUUUGGUUCAUCUUGUUCCAUCUACUUUGCUUUCUUCUUCAACGACUGCACAUACAUAUCAAGACCCUUCUGGACCUGAGGCAUUUGCACGUAAUUCAAGAAAAGCUGCAUGUCCCACUCGCGGUUUCCUUCCAACCAAGCAAGUGUUUCCUUUCUCAUGCUCAACUUUGUUGCUUCUCGAGCUUCACC
Molecule: messenger RNA, 2572 nt
Organism: Nasonia vitripennis (jewel wasp)
Lineage: Eukaryota; Metazoa; Arthropoda; Insecta; Hymenoptera; Pteromalidae
Product: dynein regulatory complex subunit 3
Exons: 9
Coding region: 489-2180 (563 amino acids)
Molecular function (GO): protein binding
Source: RefSeq, a predicted model, not a curated record